Procambarus clarkii (red swamp crayfish) is the source of this 650-nucleotide messenger RNA. NCBI's taxonomy places the organism in Eukaryota, Metazoa, Arthropoda, Malacostraca, Decapoda, Cambaridae. The record is from RefSeq and is a predicted model, not a curated record.
GUCCCAAACACAACAUUCGAGGUCCCAAACACAACAUUCGAGGUCCCAAACACAACAUACGAGGUCCCAAACACAACAUACGAGGUCCCAAACACAACAUUCGAGGUCCCAAACACAACAUUCGUGGUCCCAAACACAUCAUUCGAGGUCCCAAACACAACAUUCGAGGUCCCAAACACAACAUUCGAGGUCCCAAACACAACAUUCGAGGUCCCAAACACAACAUUCGAGGUCCCAAACACAACAUUCGAGGUCCCAAACACAACAUUCGAGGUCCCAAACACAACAUUCGAGGUCCUAAACACAACAUUCGAGGUCCCAAACACAACAUUCGAGGUCCCAAACACAACAUUCGAGGUCCCAAACACAACAUACGAGGUCCCAAACACAACAUUCGUGGUCUCAAACACAUCAUUCGAGGUCCCAAACACAACAUUCGUGGUCUCAAACACAUCAUUCGUGGUCCCAAACACAUCAUUCGAGGUCCCAAACACAACAUUCGAGGUCCCAAACACAUCAUUCGAGGUCCCAAACACAACAUUCGAGGUCCCAAACACAACAUUCGUGGUCCCAAACACAUCAUUCGAGGUCCCAAACACAUCAUUCGUGGUCCUAAACACAACAUACGAGGUCCCAAACACAACAUAUGA